AUGGAAAGCAGGAAGAGGACAGUCUUUUCUAUUCAAGACAAGGCCAAAGCUAUUGAACUAAGCGAGAAAGGCCUGUCUUCUCGGAAAAUUUCGGAGAUUUUUAAAUGCGGUAAAACGCAAAUUAAUAAUGUGUUAAAACGUAAAAGGGAAGUCUUGGAGGAUUUGGAGUGUAAUGUUGACCCUGAAAGAAAAAGACGGCGUCAUAUCACGGGGAAUGAGGAAAUAAAUGAACUUUGCUGGAAGUGGUUUCAGGAUGCCACAAAGCGUAGGAUAUGUGUUACCGGACCUCUCCUACAAGAACAGGCCAGAAAGUUUUCUACUCAGCUGAACAAUGAUUCAUUCACAGCAUCUAAUGGGUGGUUAGAAUCCUUUAGAAAAAGGCACAAUAUUUCUUUUUGUUUGAUGAGUGGGGAGAGGGGGGGUGUAAACACAGACACAGUAAAUGAUUGGAAAGAGAAACUUAAAUUAAUAUGUAAAGGAUAUGAACCUAAAAACAUUUUUAACAUGGACGAAACAGGCCUUUUUUUCAGAGAAACUACACGAAAAACGUUGUUUGUAAAGGGGGAUGAUUGUGCUGGUGGGAAAAAAUCAAAAGACAGGAUUACUGUUGCUUUAUGCACCUCUAUGUGCGGGGAAAAGGUCAAACCUUUAUUAAUUGCCAAAUCCAGAAAUCCAAGAUGUUUUAAGAAAAUAAAACCAGAGACUUUACCAGUUUCGUACUAUUUUAACAAAAAAUCCUGGAUGAAUAGUGAAAUCAUGGAGGCAUGGUUAAAAGGACUUGACCGCAAAAUGGGUCGACAAAACCGUAAAAUUUUAUUAUUUUUGGAUAAUGCCCCAUCCCACCCCAAAAUUGAGCUGAGAAACAUUGAGCUAAAAUUCUUUCCAGCAAACACUACAUCUCAUACACAACCAAUGGACAUGGGAAUAAUCCAGACCACAAAGCUUAAAUUCCGGAGGAAACAGAUGCAGUACAUAUUGACUCAAAUGGAUAAACAGCCAGGCGUUGGGGGUACAGAGCUUCUUCGCCAGAUAAAUAUUCUGGACACAGUUUACUGGAUUAGUCAGGCUUGGAAAGAAGUAGAAACAAGCACUGUAUUUAUAUUCUCUUUCUUUCCCUCUAUUAAAUUGCAUUGGAUUUGAGUGAUAUUUAUAAUUACGCAUAACACAGAAGACCCAAUCACCAAAUCUGGUGCGUAUGAAUACAUUCAGUAUUCCUUCAGCAGUUCAGUAUUUCUCGAAGAACAUGAACUGCUUUUCUCGCGACUUCAAACCGGAUCACGACCUGAUAUUAUAUUCUUACGCUGAUUAUUAUUUCAUUGAUGUAAAUAUAUUUUGACGGUUAAAUGACGGUUCAAUUAAUUAAUUUCUUAGUAUACCAAAAGUUAAUUCAUUAAAUUACAGAAAGAAAAAUUAAAGUGUGUUAUUAGAAUUUAAAACGCUGUGCACUAUUUUUGUCAGCAUAAUUCGGCUGUUCAAAUGGCUCUUCCGUUAAUUUCGCA
Molecule: messenger RNA, 1499 nt
Organism: Magallana angulata
Lineage: Eukaryota; Metazoa; Mollusca; Bivalvia; Ostreida; Ostreidae
Product: tigger transposable element-derived protein 4-like
Exons: 2
Coding region: 1-1140 (379 amino acids)
Cellular component (GO): nucleus
Molecular function (GO): DNA binding
Source: RefSeq, a predicted model, not a curated record